AUGGGUUUGAGUUCAGAAUUAUACCACCAUGAAGAGAAGAAAGUCAUUUCAGUCUCCGACUAUGCUGUCAAUUUGUUAAGAGAGUCAUUUCAAUGCCUUACCGUUAUCCUCCUCAGCCUUCUCCUACCUCUCUCCUUUAUCGUCCUCGCCAGGCUGUCAGUCACCCGCUAUCUCAUCGCCACCUCAGCUUACACGGCGCUUGAUUCACUCCUCGUCAGACUCUUCCUCUACGUCAAUCCCACUCUUCUUCAUGUACUAGUUCCACUUGUCAGCAUUUCUGCUCUGAACCAAUGCCUGACAGGACGAACUCUGUCUGAUCACAUGAUUUCUAAACCUGGUCUUUAUACUUCGUGGUUUUUUCUUUCCAUGUUUCAAAUUUGCGCGUGCAUAGGGAUAGAAGGUAGCAUAGCCGUUGGAAUAGAUGGUUCUAGUUUUAGCCACGAAAGAUUAUGUUUAUUGACCAGAGUUAUGUUUUUCUUGGGAUUGCACGAGACCACGUUGUUUUGGUCCAAGAAAGUGGUGAAGCCGGUUGUGGAUGACACAGUUUUCGGUGUUGAAACGGAGGAUAGGGUUGUCGAAAAGGUGGCUAUGGCCAUGAGUUUUGGUAUAUUGUGGUGGUGCAAGUUGAGGGAUGAAGUUGAGUCUUUAGUGGUUGUGGCUGAGAUGAAUAGGGACUUGUUUGGUAGUGUUGGUUUGGUUGAUUUUGUCGGUUGGUGGUUGUAUUAUGUGACUGUGGCAAUUGGUAUGGUUAAGCUUGUGAAGGCACUUAUUUGGCUAACCUUUGUGUCGUUUUGUGGGAAUAUUGUGGUUGAUUCAGACAAUGCAGGCUGUUGUACAAGAAAUGAUGACAAAGUCUGA
This is a messenger RNA of Lycium barbarum (goji berry), 858 nucleotides long. RefSeq lists its product as uncharacterized. Bases 1 to 858 code for a protein of 285 amino acids. The transcript has a single exon. The record is from RefSeq and is a predicted model, not a curated record. NCBI's taxonomy places the organism in Eukaryota, Viridiplantae, Streptophyta, Magnoliopsida, Solanales, Solanaceae.